Messenger RNA from Triplophysa dalaica, 2882 nucleotides. RefSeq names its product BAR/IMD domain containing adaptor protein 2 like 1b (gene baiap2l1b). The record is from RefSeq and is a predicted model, not a curated record. Gene Ontology annotation, cellular component: nucleoplasm; cytosol. The transcript is spliced from 14 exons. Gene Ontology annotation, molecular function: protein binding. NCBI's taxonomy places the organism in Eukaryota, Metazoa, Chordata, Actinopteri, Cypriniformes, Nemacheilidae. The coding region runs from base 242 to 1684 and encodes 480 amino acids. Gene Ontology annotation, biological process: positive regulation of actin filament polymerization; actin filament bundle assembly; actin crosslink formation.
CCCGCGCACUCAUGAGCUCUCUCACGAACUCUUUUCUGAGCUCAGUUCCACCUGCCAGUCACUGAGGAGCACCGCCCGGAGACACUUUUAACACCGGCAUUCCUGAUAUGCGGAUUUAUUGGAGGCGAUAAGGGUGCCGUCCUGCGCGAGCUGUUUUGGACUAAUCGGUCGGUCGGAGAAUUUUGUCGAAUCUGAUUAUUGUCUUUUGAGUGCGAACUGUCGUCAGGAGAAGACUUGAAGAAUGUCGCGCGACCCAGAGGAGGUGAAUAAACUGACAGAGAGCACUUACAAGAAUGUUAUGGAACAGUUUAACCCGGGGUUGCGUAACCUUGUAAACCUGGGGAAGAGCUAUGAGAAAGCUGUUUCAGCCAUGGCCCUGGCUGGGAAGCAGUACUUUGAUGCUGUAUCGAAGAUCGGAGAGAACGCAGCCGUAUCUCCAGUGUCCAGAGAACUGGGGGUUGUUUUGAUUGAGAUCUCAGACGUCCACCGAAAAGUCAAUGUGGAGCUGGAAGAAAAUUUUAAACGCUUUCAUCGGGAGGUUAUCGCGGAGUUGGAGAAGAAAACAGACAUGGAUGUGAAAUACAUGACGGCCACGUUCAAGAGAUACCAGACGGAGCACAGAAUGAAGCAGGACUCGCUGGAGAGGUCACAGUCAGACUUGAAGAAACUCAGGAGGAAAAGUCAAGGGAAGAACGCCUCCAAGUACGAGAGCAAAGAGAACGAGUGUAUAGAGACUCUCACUCACCGUCAGAUGGACAUGCAGAAGUUCAUCGCUGAUGGCUUUCGCGAGGCUCUGCUGGAGGAGAAGAGACGCUUCUGUUUCCUGGUGGACAAACACUGCAACUUCUCGAAUCAGAUGGGAGGUUUCCACAACAAGGCUCGAGAGAUUCUCACGGAGAACAUUAACAGCUGGCAGGACAAAUGCACUGAUGCCUCUAAUGUUCCAGAGAGCAUCAUGUCUGUGAUCGAAGGUCUGCAAACUCCAGUGUCCAUCACUCCUCAGGCGUCUCCAGCUCCCUCGCGUCACAGCAGGAUCAACUCCGAAGCAAUGAUCCCACCUCCAGCGCCUCCUCAGACGAGUCCACUGGCCAACAUGUUCAAUCAAGACACCAGACAGCAGAGAGAGCCCGAAUACAACGAAGACAAUGGACUGUCCAGGUCUGUGUCGAUGGCCACUGGCCUCAAUCACAUCGACAAAAGACCUAAAGUGCGCACCAUAUUCCCCCACAAAUCUGGAAACAACAACACACUGCUGAGCUUCGAGGAGAGUGACAUCAUCACACUGCUGAUCCCGGAAGAGAAAGACGGCUGGCUGUACGGAGAACUGCAAAAGAACAAACAGCGGGGCUGGUUUCCAUCAUCUUACUGCCGUGCAUACACAGAGCCAGCGGUAAAUAACAGUUUCACUAGCAAUCCUCCCAUACGCAGUAAGAGUGUGGUGAACCUCAUGCAGCAGAAUACAGAAGACGACAUGAUGGACCUGCCUCCAGCUGACUACAGCGACUAUCCCGUCAGAAGAAACUCCACCAAGAGUCUCAACCAAACAUACUCAACGGCAUAUGAGAAACCGGUGUCUCAGUCAAACGGGCUGCCAAAACAUCCUGUUUUAGGGGGAGGAAAUCCAUUUGCAACAGUGAAACUCCGACCCACAGUGACCAAUGACAGAUCAGCUCCCAAAAUCUGAUCAUCUCCACAGACGGCCUUCAUGCAUUCACAGUGCACAUUACAGUCAACUGGACGCCCCUCAUACAUGCAUCUCUGCAGGGCUGGGACUGGACCACGUCUCCUCUGAGGAUGCUGUGUUUAUAAUGCACACAUGCACCAUAUACUGUUGAACCACUUUAUUUAUGUUUAUUGCUUUUAGAGCUCGGCCUUUCUCUCUAUAUGUGUGUGUGUGUGUGUGUGUGUGUGUGUGAGAGAAAACGUGUACAUAGGGAGAGAGAGAGAGAGAGAGAGAGAUAGAGAUGAAAUCAAUUGUGAGGAUCGCAAGAGUCAGAUGUUUUACUUCCAGUUGUUGGAGGUAUCAUUGUGUAAAUAUAAGCAGAGUGAAUGUGGUCUUAAAGGGAUAGUUCAUCCAAAAAACAACUCAUCAUUUACUCACUCAUGUGUUCCAAUAUCAAAUGUCCAAAAUCAUGACAGUUUUUAUCCCAUACAGUGAAAGUGAAUGUUGACUUUAGAUGUUCCUAGUCCCCAUCCACUUUCAUCGUGUGGGGAAAAAUCUGUAUGGUGGUCCAUCAAAGGGUUUGGAACGAUGUGAGGACGAAUAAAUGACGAAGACAGUUUUGGGUGAGCUAGCCUUUUUUAUUUUUUUAAUCAUUGUCAAAAGCUUUGUGUUCUCCACAUGUACACGACUAGAUGGGAAUCUACAGAAAAUUCCUGAUGAUAGUGAUGUGAACAGAAAUCCCCACAUGAGUUCUGAUGGAAAAUAAUGCUUAUGGUGGAUGCUGAAUAUUAAUCCAGACUCUUUAAACUCUUCAUGAACUGGGGCUUGGCUUGACCCGAUGGAUACGUGAGAAUGUUGAAGUAUUGAGAAGUGAAUUAAAGCGAUAUAAUCAAAAGAUUGGGAAAAGCCCAGCCAUGUUUCGUGUAAUGCGGUUUACUAGAGUUAGCAGGCUAACUCGGUCAGCUGGCCCUCACUUAUACAAGUUUUUAGCUGAAAUUGUCUUUUAUCAAGUGAUCAAAUUCUUUUAGAAUAAAACUGCUUUUAUCAGGUUUGUCUCAAAACUCAGUUGAUUGUUGGUUAAUGGACAGCGGUUUAUUUCUCUUAAUGCUUCUGGGAAACUGUUAUUUGGCUUUGAUUGUAGCAACGCACCUUCCUGUUGAUAUUGACCUAAUCUACUACAUCACUGCUGUAUAGAAAUAAAAAAUAUUUUAUGUCUAAA